GCAGUUCUGUAAAAGGGGUACCCACUCUCCCAGCACUGCUCUGGGCCUGUCACCGGGGGAGAGCUGGCGGAGGGCACCCGACAUGCCACAGUGUGCAGAAAUGAAGGGGCUUCAUCUCAGCAAAGGACAGCCGCAGAAAGAGAAAUGGUCCUUCCAGAACAUGGAGGAAGUCAACAGGGCAGCCAGCUGUCUUCUCCGAGUAGCCAUGCUUAAUGAGCGAUCCAAGAGAUGGACAAAGGUGAUGGAGAGCUACAAACAGUUGCUGUGGUUGGUGGAUAAGAGUCAUUUUCCCAAGGACUAUGAACCUCCCUCCUCGUACGCCAUGUUGACAUAUGAGCUGCACAGUCAUCUGGCAGUGGCUCUGCAGCGAAUGGGUCAACACAGGGAGGCUGUCAACCACCUCACAAGCGCCAUCAAAGUCGUGUCCAUACCCAAGGGUGGAUGUCUGGCUGGCUGUGUGACCAAUUCCUGUUUGAUGACACCGGUCUACGCUCGACGAGCCUUUGCUUACGCAAGGCUGGGUGAGGUCAGAAACGCUCUGCGUGAUGCUGAGAAGUCUGUAGUUCUCGACAGCCAAAACCCUGAUGUGUACUGUAUACGGGCACUUGUCAGAGGAUCACGUGAGGAAGAGGCGUUGGCAAUAAAGGACGCGGACUUUGCCCUGAAACUGAACCCUAGUCACUUAUGCGCCUUGGUCAUUCGUGGAGCCCUUAGUCGGACACUGGACAGCGAAGAUAAAAAGGGAAAAAACAUUUAUCAGCUAAAGGCGGAAAAGCUGAACCCCGAGUCACAGACAUUUAACACUGUUGGCGACUUCCAUCAUCCGCACAUCUUAGACUUCUAUGACAGAUACCUGUUUACUCUCAGCGUUCCACACACCAUGACAGAGAUCAACCUGACCCCAGACAAACCCAGCAAGCAGCAGAUGGAUUUGAACCCCGAGUUCUACAGUCGCUGCACUUCCCGCGCAAGUUCACGCCCAACCAGCCACCGGUCCGAACGUGCGGUCAGCGAACCAUUUCGGUGCGGGGCGCCAUCUGCUGGCCACAACAUGGCGUCCGCCAGGCGCAGGCGUGAUUACGGUGCGGCUGUGAGGAGGUUUCUGGCCAAGCCUCAGACGGCGGAGGAAUACAUAGCCAGUCUAGAAAAAGAAAGACAAAAGCACAACAAACCGCAGCCUCCUCCGACACCAUCGCUAGCACCACGACAUGUCUCGUCCCCCGAGGUCAGCAGCGACACUGGCGUCAUGACAGCUUCCUCGGCCUCCUCCCCCUCCUCCUUAUCCAAGCCUCUCAAAGGGAUGGGGACCUCCCAGCAAUCCUCCCUGUUCUCGGCCAGCCACGUGACCUGCUCGGCGCUCAGUUCCUCCUGCACAGAAGGACCGUCUCAAAGGACAGGGGUCGGAGCAGACGUGUGCACGAGGGCGCAGUCGGGAAGAAGCACGAGAACCUGUUCCACGAAGACGUUUGUCUUUCAGACCCCAGACAACUACACCAUUCCUGUCUUUCAGCCAAUGAACAUAAAAGAUGCCCCACGCAUGUAUUACAGGCCAUGGAAGGGAGACAAACUUCCGGUCGCAGACGCACCGCGACCGCAAACGUCACCGCCUUUCUACUGAGUUAUUGAAAUCUGAAGCUUAUUGUACUUACUGUACAGCUUGUUCGCGGUAUCUCAGAGUAUAACGACUCUUUGUUCAUGGUAUCAGCUGUAGUUUACUUUCUGUGACAAAGGAUAUUAAUAAUAUCGGUUUCUAUAAUUAUUUACUCAUUAAUUUUCCCCUCUCAGUAGUAAUGUUCCUGAGUUUUAGGAAAAAAUCCGAAUACUGGCGCCUUGGAACCGGGCCCGUAGGUGAUAAUUAGGGUUGAACUCCUGCUACUCAUAACAUAAUCUUGCAGGGGAACAAUAUGUACAAUAAUCACUCGUCAGUCGCUCCCAGUUUCCACUACACGGCUCACGAGCCCCACCCCUGGUCUUCCCCGAACACAAGAAAUAACGACUUGUGAUUUCAAGCACGUCUGCCUAUUAAACAUAGUCUAAAGAUGACCCGGUGUUAUCCCAGUAACUUUGGAAUAGUUGUAUACAACAAGAUGUAAGUGACAUGUAGUGGAGAAAGCCAAAAUAUUGAAUAAAUACUCAAACUAUUUUUGUCGCAGGCCCACGAAUAAUGUAAAAUCUAAAAUAACCCUACCAAAGAGGCUGUCCAAAUUGCAUUAUAGAAAUCCAGGGGAUUAAAAACUCCCUUUCGCAUCUCUAAAUAUUGUUUGGUGUGAAUUCUCCGUGUUGCAUCACCAUGGAGGGAUAGGAUUGUGAAGCCCUGCAGUAACCCCCAUGAAUGACUGCAGCAUCUCUCUUGCGAACUUCCACGAGAACAAUAAAUGAAAGUGUCUCA
Molecule: messenger RNA, 2389 nt
Organism: Pomacea canaliculata
Lineage: Eukaryota; Metazoa; Mollusca; Gastropoda; Architaenioglossa; Ampullariidae
Exons: 15
Coding region: 83-1618 (511 amino acids)
Molecular function (GO): protein binding
Source: RefSeq, a predicted model, not a curated record